Thermothelomyces thermophilus ATCC 42464 is the source of this 1387-nucleotide messenger RNA. RefSeq lists its product as uncharacterized. The record is from RefSeq and is a predicted model, not a curated record. The transcript is spliced from 2 exons. Bases 175 to 1251 code for a protein of 358 amino acids. NCBI's taxonomy places the organism in Eukaryota, Fungi, Ascomycota, Sordariomycetes, Sordariales, Chaetomiaceae.
CUUACAGCUAGCAUUUUCAACGCCUUUCCACUCGGCAGCUUCCGGUCGUUCCCCUCCAAGCCGAUUGCAUCUCACCACUGUCUCAUCACAGGUAUCCCUCGAAAAAAAUCACUUUCUCCUCUCGUGAUUCUGUCACCCUCGCGACCUUUUCCGCCAGCGCAGACCAAAAUCACAAUGGCCGCCACGUUCAGUCCUACGCCCUACCAAGAAGGGAGGCUACUGGAUCUCCAAGUGUGCAAAAGCUACUCCCCCAACCUGCCGUCCCGCAUUACCGCCACCAUCAGCAGAGUAAUCUCCAUGACCAUGUCCGUUGUACUGGAUGUCACCUUCCAGACCCGUCAGGGCCCGCCUGUCCACCGUGUACUCAAGCUCUACGACCGUCGAUUUGGCUCCUGCCUACGUGAAGUUCGCAAGGACAGGGCCGCGCCGCAUACACAGGAAAACGAAGCAGCGUUUGAGGCCUUUGUCAGGCGAGGAAUGAUGCCCGGGUUCCUCCGCCAUCGAAAGGAAAGAAACGAGACCGAGACGCUCCCCGUCAGGGCUCGGGAGUUCCUUGACGAGCCCAAUCGCACCGAAGGUCUUGCCAAGUACGAGGCCGCGCUCUGGCAAGACUGUAUCGAGCACUUUGAAUGCGAGACCAAGGCCUAUCACCGACUCACCGAUCUCCAAGGCACGUUGGUCCCGCGUAUCCACGCCCAUGUAAGUCUGUUGCCCACCAAGCUCGCGACCAUCAUACCACAGGAAAUAGCGCCCUACUUUGAAGUGAGAGGUAUCCUUCUGGAACGGAUCGACGGAUAUUGUCUAGAAAACCUAACGCUCGGCCCCCUACCACAAAACCUAAGGACGUGGCAGCACAUCAUCCAGUUGGCCGUUGAUGCAGCGUAUGAGAUCAACAAGCGCGGCGUCAUCAUGGAAGACUGUGCGCCGCGCAACGUGGUCGUGGACAGGCAGUCGCAGACACCGCGUAUCGUCGAUCUGGCACAGUGCAUCUUCCGGGAUGAGAUGGUGAGCGAAUGGUACCAGUGGGGGUGGCAUGAGGACGAGGAUUGGGAUCCGGAUGUCGAGUAUUGGGAGCAAGUGAGUACUACGAAUAACCCAGGGGCGAUUGGGGCGGUUAUGGCGAAUCGUGUACAGAGGAAGACGGGUGUGAAGCUGGAUUUCAGGUAUCCGGACUGGAGUGGGAUUAUUGCUAAGAUAAGACGGAGAAAAGAGGAGGCAGCCGCAGUAGAACGGAAAACCCCUAGACGCUAAGGGCGUUGAGACAGUGAAGCAAUAAUACGACUGAAUGUUUCGUCUGCCGAAUCAUCUCGAUAUAACAUUCAUACACUUUCCAAACACCCACGAUAGUAUACACCACCCCUCUCUUCAACCCCCCCCUUAAUGCCCC